AGCAGGCACUCACAAAAAAAAAAGGAGUUAAAGUCAACUCAUAGGAAGGAGGGAGAGAAAACGCCCUGGAAACUUGGUUGAUCGAGAAGUAGGAAAGGAGUGACAGAAUCCUAAUAAACUGCAAAGUUGUGACUGGAAGAAGUGCUUUUCUUCGGCUGAGGAGAAAGGAGAGGACAAGUUUUCAAGGAUGCUCAAGGUGGAUUGAGGCUUCUUGGGCGCAAAGAUUGCGCACAGAAGUCAAAAAAGAAGAACCACAGCAUCAGACUGAAGCCUCUCGGCUUUGCUUGAGCAAUCCGAGGAAAACCAAAAUAGUUUCCAUCACACCAGGGCCUAAGUAGAGGAAGGCAAAAACAAGAUGGCUGAAGAGGAAGAAACCAGGGAGGUCCUCUUUCCAGAUUGGGAGGGUCCAGACAAAACUGGCUUGACUAUUGAACAGAAAAGUGGGGGAGAGAUCUUUGUUAAGGAAGUAAAAGGAGAGUCACCUGCAGCACGGUCUGGAAAAGUAUAUGAAGGUGACCAGAUUGUGGGUGCCACUAUCUACUUUGAUAACAUGAGCUCAGAAGAAACAGCUGAGCUACUGAAGACACUAAACCGCCACAAGGUUGGACUGAAACUACAAAAUAAAGGAGAAAAAUCCCCUUACUGUUCUCCUUCGAGCACACCGUGUCGUUCACCAAUAGGCACAACGACCCGGUUUGGAGGUUCCAGUCCAGACAUUAUCCUUAGUGGGGAUGAUGAGGACUACAGGAGAAUAUAUACAAAAAAGAUUAAACCAAGGCUGAAAUCUGAAGACCUUGCAGAGGGAGUAGACGUUCGCACAGAGCGCCACAGCAGCACAAGCAGUGAUGGCAGCACAAUUACUACCAUCACCCGCCGCAUUACUACCUACACUGUGGAUGUGCCAAGUGGCAUAAGUGAGCAACUCGAACUUUCAAGCCCAGAGUUCAAGGGGCUAAGGCAUGAAACUGGAGAUGCCUCUUCUCAUAUCAGAAUCUCGCAUGGCAGCCCUUCAGGUAAAGAGGGAGCAGAAGAGGGAGUUUUUGAGUCAAGCAAUAUCUCCUACACUGGGCCACAUGUUAGCUCCACAGAGACACAAAGGGGCAGUACAGGUUUUAAGACCACAACAACAACAACAACAACAAGAGAGGUAGCAAAAGAAAGAGGUACAGGUCUCAAAUUCAAAGAGCCUAACCUUGGAGUAACAGGGGGUAAAGGCCAGACAGGCCUUGAAAUCUCAAGAGGGAAUGGAGAGCAGGAAGACGGGAAGUUUCAGGUGUCAGAAACAAGCAUGAUGUUAAGAGACAGCACACACGCUGCUGGUAAGCAAGUUAAAAUAGGAGGGUUUGGAGUUACAGAGGAGAGAAGUGAUGACACCAGAUUAGGUGACAGAACUAAGGUUAAAGUAUCCGAAUUUACCAUCAGUCAUCCGCAGGCAAAAGGAUCAGGCAGUGUCAAUAUUUCAAAUGUCAGACUUGGUGGAGGUUUCAUAGAUAUUGAUACUGAAUUGAGAGGUGGCAGGACAGGAGGUUCAGUUAUAGCAGUAGGCAGUGAGACAUCAGGGCAUGCCCCAGGACUAGAUAAGACUUCAAUGACAGGGGUGGAUGUCAACCUUACAAGUUCAAAAUUGAAAGGUGAGGUUGAUGCCAACCUGCCAGACACAAAGGGAGAAAUAAAGGUAUCUGAAAUAGAUACUGAUAUUCCAGGCUAUGAGACUGAAGGCACUGUGAGUGGUAUAAAAAUAUCAACAACUGAGAUACCUGGAAACGUUAAAGGUCCAGAGGUAAAUAUUGAAGGGGGAAAAUGGGAUUCCAGAAUGCCUCAGAUAAAAAUACCAUCAUAUGGGGGCAAAGCUCCUGAGGUUUCUAUCACAGGCCCUGAUAUUUAUGUUGAGGGCUCCAAAAGUGAAAUUAAAAUUCCUAAAGUUAAAAUGCCAUCAUUUGGCAUAAACAUUCCAAAUGUAGAAGGCCCAGAUGCUGAUAUAAACCUUACCAAAGAAAACAUGAAAGGGCCUAAUGUUGACAUCAAACUACCAAAACCUGACACCGAAGGGAUGAAGAAAAAAUCGAAGGGACCCCAAAUCAACAUGCCAACUAUUUCAGGACCAAACAUUUCCAUUUCAGAUGUGGAUGUCAACCUGAAAGCACCAAAAGUCAAAGGUGACAUGGAUAUGUCUCAACAAAUUGAAGGAGACAUUAAACCAGCUGAAGUUGACAUCAAAGGUCCGGACACUGAUAUCCAGAUGCAUGAGGGUGGAAUUGAAAUUCCAAAAAUCAAAAUACCAAAAUUUGGCAUAAAGCCUUCAGAGACUAAGGGUCCGGAUGUUGAUGUAAAACUUCCCAAGGGUAGCAUUGAUGUUAAGGCACCUGAAGUUGACAUCCACGGACCAGAGCUUGAUGUUAAAGGUCCAGAUGCAAAACUCAAAGGAUCCAAAUUCCAAAUGCCAACAGUGUCAGGACCCAAACUGCCAGACUGGGAUAUUACUCUGAAAGGGCCCAAAAUUAAGGGAGAUGCUGAUGUGUCAGUUCCAAAGAUUGAGGGUGAAAUCCAGUCUCCCAAGCUUGACAUUGAAGGACCAGAUGUUAAUAUCGAUGGGUCCAAAGGAGGAUUUAAAAUGCCUAAAUUUAAAAUGCCACAUUUUGGAGGAAAAGGUGCAAAACUGGAGGGACCAGACAUUGAUGUCAGUCUUCCAAAACCGGAUAUUGACCUCAAAGCCCCUGAAGUGGAUAUCAAAGGACCACAUGUUGACAUUGAAAGUCCAAGUGGUAAAAUGAAAGGACCCAAAAUUAGCAUGCCCACCAUUUCAGGACCAUCUUUUUCACUUCCAGAAGUAGAUUUCAAUAUGAAAGCUCCAAAAAUCAAAGGUGAAGUGGACAUGUCCAUUCCAAAGAUUAAGGGAGACAUUAAAACACCCGAUCUUGACAUCAAAGGUCCAGAGGUCGACAUCCAUGGGCCUAAGGGUGGAAUUCAAAUGCCUAAAAUCCAAAUGCCAUCACUUGACAUCAAUGUCCCAAAACUGGAGGGUCCAGAUGUUGAUAUAAAACUUCCCAAGGGUGGCAUUGAUGUUAAGGCACCUAAAGUUGGCAUUAAGGGACCAGAAAUUGAUGUUGAAGGUCCUGAUGCAAAACUCAAAGGACCCAAAUUCCAAAUGCCCAGCAUUUCAGGACCCAAGCUGCCUGACUGGGAUAUUAAUCUGAAAGGGCCCAAAAUUAAGGGAGAUGCUGAUGUGUCAGUUCCGAAGAUUGAGGGUGAAAUCCAGUCUCCCAAGCUUGACAUUGAAGGACCAGAUGUUAAUAUCGAUGGGUCCAAAGGAGGAUUUAAAAUGCCUAAAUUUAAAAUGCCACAUUUUGGAGGAAAAGGUGCAAAACUGGAGGGACCAGACAUUGAUGUCAGUCUUCCAAAACCGGAUAUUGACCUCAAAGCCCCUGAAGUGGAUAUCAAAGGACCACAUGUUGACAUUGAAAGUCCAAGUGGUAAAAUGAAAGGACCCAAAAUUAGCAUGCCCACCAUUUCAGGACCAUCUUUUUCACUUCCAGAAGUAGAUUUCAAUAUGAAAGCUCCAAAAAUCAAAGGUGAAGUGGACAUGUCCAUUCCAAAGAUUAAGGGAGACAUUAAAACACCCGAUCUUGACAUCAAAGGUCCAGAGGUCGACAUCCAUGGGCCUAAGGGUGGAAUUCAAAUGCCUAAAAUCCAAAUGCCAUCACUUGACAUCAAUGUCCCAAAACUGGAGGGUCCAGAUGUUGAUAUAAAACUUCCCAAGGGUGGCAUUGAUGUUAAGGCACCUAAAGUUGGCAUUAAGGGACCAGAAAUUGAUGUUGAAGGUCCUGAUGCAAAACUCAAAGGACCCAAAUUCCAAAUGCCCAGCAUUUCAGGACCCAAGCUGCCUGACUGGGAUAUUAAUCUGAAAGGGCCCAAAAUUAAGGGAGAUGCUGAUGUGUCAGUUCCGAAGAUUGAGGGUGAAAUCCAGUCUCCCAAGCUUGACAUUGAAGGACCAGAUGUUAAUAUCGAUGGGUCCAAAGGAGGAUUUAAAAUGCCUAAAUUUAAAAUGCCACAUUUUGGAGGAAAAGGUGCAAAACUGGAGGGACCAGACAUUGAUGUCAGUCUUCCAAAACCGGAUAUUGACCUCAAAGCCCCUGAAGUGGAUAUCAAAGGACCACAUGUUGACAUUGAAAGUCCAAGUGGUAAAAUGAAAGGACCCAAAAUUAGCAUGCCCACCAUUUCAGGACCAUCUUUUUCACUUCCAGAAGUAGAUUUCAAUAUGAAAGCUCCAAAAAUCAAAGGUGAAGUGGACAUGUCCAUUCCAAAGAUUAAGGGAGACAUUAAAACACCCGAUCUUGACAUCAAAGGUCCAGAGGUCGACAUCCAUGGGCCUAAGGGUGGAAUUCAAAUGCCUAAAAUCCAAAUGCCAUCACUUGACAUCAAUGUCCCAAAACUGGAGGGUCCAGAUGUUGAUAUAAAACUUCCCAAGGGUGGCAUUGAUGUUAAGGCACCUAAAGUUGGCAUUAAGGGACCAGAAAUUGAUGUUGAAGGUCCUGAUGCAAAACUCAAAGGAACCAAAUUCCAAAUGCCCAACAUUUCAGGACCCAAGCUGCCUGACUGGGAUAUUAGUCUGAAAGGGCCAAAAAUUAAGGGAGAUGCUGAUGUGUCAGUUCCAAAGAUUGAGGGUGAAAUCCAGUCUCCCAAGCUUGACAUUGAAGGACCAGAUGUUAAUAUCAAUGGGUCCAAAGGAGGAUUUAAUAUGCCUAAAUUUAAAAUGCCACAUUUUGGAGGAAAAGGCGCAAAACUGGAGGGACCAGACAUUGAUGUCAGUCUUCCAAAACCGGAUAUUGACCUCAAAGCCCCUGAAGUGGAUAUCAAAGGACCACAUGUUGACAUUGAAAGUCCAAGUGGUAAAAUGAAAGGACCCAAAAUUAGCAUGCCCACCAUUUCAGGACCAUCUUUUUCACUUCCAGAAGUAGAUUUCAAUAUGAAAGCUCCAAAAAUCAAAGGUGAAGUGGACAUGUCCAUUCCAAAGAUUAAGGGAGACAUUAAAACACCCGAUCUUGACAUCAAAGGUCCAGAGGUCGACAUCCAUGGGCCUAAGGGUGGAAUUCAAAUGCCUAAAAUCCAAAUGCCAUCACUUGACAUCAAUGUCCCAAAACUGGAGGGUCCAGAUGUUGAUAUAAAACUUCCCAAGGGUGGCAUUGAUGUUAAGGCACCUAAAGUUGGCAUUAAGGGACCAGAAAUUGAUGUUGAAGGUCCUGAUGCAAAACUCAAAGGACCCAAAUUCCAAAUGCCCAGCAUUUCAGGACCCAAACUGCCAGAUUGGGAUAUUAGUCUAAAAGGGCCCAAAAUUAAGGGAGAUGCUGAUGUGUCAGUUCCAAAGAUUGAGGGUGAAAUCCAGUCUCCCAAGCUUGACAUUGAAGGACCAGAUGUUAAUAUCGAUGGGUCCAAAGGAGGAUUUAAAAUGCCUAAAUUUAAAAUGCCACAUUUUGGAGGAAAAGGUGCAAAACUGGAGGGACCAGACAUUGAUGUCAGUCUUCCAAAACCGGAUAUUGACCUCAAAGCCCCUGAAGUGGAUAUCAAAGGACCACAUGUUGACAUUGAAAGUCCAAGUGGUAAAAUGAAAGGACCCAAAAUUAGCAUGCCCACCAUUUCAGGACCAUCUUUUUCACUUCCAGAAGUAGAUUUCAAUAUGAAAGCUCCAAAAAUCAAAGGUGAAGUGGACAUGUCCAUUCCAAAGAUUAAGGGAGACAUUAAAACACCCGAUCUUGACAUCAAAGGUCCAGAGGUCGACAUCCAUGGGCCUAAGGGUGGAAUUCAAAUGCCUAAAAUCCAAAUGCCAUCACUUGACAUCAAUGUCCCAAAACUGGAGGGUCCAGAUGUUGAUAUAAAACUUCCCAAGGGUGGCAUUGAUGUUAAGGCACCUAAAGUUGGCAUUAAGGGACCAGAAAUUGAUGUUGAAGGUCCUGAUGCAAAACUCAAAGGACCCAAAUUCCAAAUGCCCAGCAUUUCAGGACCCAAGCUGCCUGACUGGGAUAUUAGUCUGAAAGGGCCCAAAAUUAAGGGAGAUGCUGACAUGAAAGGACCAAAAUACAGGACUGAUGCUGAUGUGGCCAUGUCUGCUCCUACCAUCACUGUUGAAGGUGGAAAGACAGGUGUUACCUUUCCCAAGUUCAAAGGUCCUAAAUUUGGAAUGAAAUCCCCUGAAAAGGAGGGACACCUUAAAACUCCUACCUUUACUGCAGGAUCAAAAGUUUCCAAAACAGAAGUUGGUCUCCCUGAUACUGAAGCAAGUCUGGAUGCCCCUGAUAUCAACAUCAAUGUAAAGGGGAAAAAAGGUAAAUUUAAACUUGCCAAAGGCAAAGCAAAGGCAAAGACACCCAAUGUUCACUUAGAAGCACCAGCAGUAGACCUGGAUUUAGAAACCCCUGAUAUUCAUGUCAAAGGAACAAAGGCAAAGAAGACUCUUUUUGGUAAGCUUAAUUUUCCAGAUGUGGAAUUCGAUAUCAAGUCACCAAAAUUGAAAGGCGAUGGAUCUUUAUCAGAGGGACUGAAAUCACCUGAUCUAGAUUUGCCUUCAGCUAGCUUGAACGCUGCCAUUGAGGGAUCUGGUACUGACACUGCAAAUGUUAGUCUGCAAGGGCCAGAUGUGAAAUUAAAGCCUCCUAAUAUUAAAAUGUCAAAUGUCAAAGGUGGUGCUGAGAUUCAUACAAAUGUUUCAGGGGACACUGCAAUUGGUGGCCUUCAAUACUCAGAGGGUACAGUAACAUUCUCCAAAGGCAAAAUACCAAAGUUUGGUAUUGCUUUGCCUCAGAUGGAAGGCCAGGAAAGUGGAGAAAAUCGUGAAUCAGGCCUUUCAGGUAGUGGAGGCAUAAACAUACAGUCUCCAUCUAUUAGUUGCCAAACAGGUUCACAAAAUAUCAAGGUUCCCAGUCCAGAAGUGAGGCAUAGUGAAGGUAAAGUAAAGGUAAAAGUGCCAAAAUUAUUUGGUAAAUCAAAAGCAAAGGGCAGUAGUGCAGGUGACCUUCAGGGACCAGAUGUAGAACUGAGUGGUAGUGGAAAUGCUGGUAAGGUCUCUCAAGAACUAAGUGUACAUACUGGGGAGCUGGUAGGUGGAAAUUUUGAAUUAGAGGGUGAGCCUAAGCUCAGCGUGUCAACUAAAGGCAAAUCAGCUUCACUUGAUUUCUUUAAGAAAUCGAGGCAUUGGUCUUCUUCUCUGAGUGAUGAGGGAGGGCUUGCAGCAAGUUCUCCUUCAGGUCACUUAGAAGCUGAGGGUGGCGACAUUUCAUUAGACCUAGGAGGAAGCAAGGUAAAAGGAAAGAAAGGCAAGUUGAAGUUUGGCACUUUUGGAGGUUUUGGUUCAAAGUCAAAGGGCUCAUAUGAAGUGUCACUUGGUGAGGAUAAUGAAGCAAGAGUAGAGGGAAGUACAGGUGUGUCUCUACCCUCUAAAAAAUCAAGAUUGUCUUCAUCUUCCAGCAGUGACAGUGGUUCAAGAGGUGGUUUUAAGCUGCCAAAAGUUGAACUAAAUGUUUCUCCAAAAAAUGACUAAUUAUGAGGAAAAUUGAACUCUCUCAUGUACCCUCAAAUACAUUCUCCUGUUAUGGUCAAUUCUUCAAACUGUAGCUCUUUAAAAAUCAGGGGGAAGUUCAUAGUCACCUCAUUAUCAUUAAUAACGAGUAAUUCUUUUUUCAGUAAUCAGACAGGAAUGCAUGAGAUUGUUUAAUAUCCCUUCAGAUUGUAAAUAUGAUGAAUUUGUAUUGUAUUAAUAAAUACUGUUUUUGUACAUAGACCAAAAUUAUUGAAAAUCUGCUAUCAUAAAAUUUUUACCAAUAGUUUAUUCAGAUUUUGUGUUGUCCUGUUCCAUUCUAUCAAAUGAAUGUUGUUAAUGAACAGGUGUGGUGUAUUUGUAUCCAGGGGUUUAUUGAACAGAACAGAUUGUUAAAAUAGUUAUUUUGAAGGAACACGUUGUUUAUACACCCAGACACAAAUAUAAACACUUUUUUGUAUGAAAUGAUUUUAUUUUCAAGCUUUGAUAUUAUAUAUUCACUGCAGAAGCAGUAUAUGCAACAUAAAGCUGGCCCUUCAUAACACAUUCUAAAGAGUGAUUAUGUUGUAUAUACAGUACCAUAAUUGCAAAGACAAUCAUUGUUUGGAAACUAUCAGCUCUCUUAAUUGCUGUCAGUAUUUUUCUCUUCAUUUUAAGAAAAUUCAUUCAUCCUUAAGUUCUGUGCCUUUUACAAAAAAUAUGCAUUUGCUAAAUUUGUUUUCAACAUAUUUCGUUUCCUAAUCAUGUCACUUUUAUUCUUAUCUGUUGUAUGAUCCUCGCUCUCUUUUAAUUUCAUUUGUACACACUCCUUAUGAUUACAUAAAGCAAUAUCACAAAUAAACUGUCACAUUUUUGUCAUUUGCAAAAACAUAUUUGUGUUGAUAGAGAGUUGCACAGUUUUGAUCAGAUAUGAUGGAGAUAGAAUUUUAUUUUUUGGGUGUUUUGUGUGCAUUCUGCU
Messenger RNA from Monopterus albus (swamp eel), 8483 nucleotides. RefSeq names its product AHNAK nucleoprotein (gene ahnak). Gene Ontology annotation, biological process: regulation of RNA splicing. Bases 356 to 7528 code for a protein of 2390 amino acids. The record is from RefSeq and is a predicted model, not a curated record. Gene Ontology annotation, molecular function: protein binding. Gene Ontology annotation, cellular component: cytoplasm; nucleus; costamere. Lineage: Eukaryota; Metazoa; Chordata; Actinopteri; Synbranchiformes; Synbranchidae. The transcript is spliced from 8 exons.